Messenger RNA from Effrenium voratum, 3361 nucleotides. The record is from the annotation of a GenBank genome assembly. NCBI's taxonomy places the organism in Eukaryota, Dinophyceae, Suessiales, Symbiodiniaceae.
GCACAGUGACCUACGGCCAGCUUUGAAUUGUGAUGGGCCAUGCGCGACUACACAAUUCACACAGGCAUUGAUGGGUUCCGGGCCUUGAGCGCGAAGCAGCUGCGACAGCAGUGCGCGUCGCGAGGCGUCGACCUCACCGGCUGCUUCGAUAAGGACACCAUAUUGCAGAGGUUGCAGAAGGCCCUUUCGGCUGCCCAGGAACAGAGGCUCCCCAGAUCAGUCGCAGAACAACAGCCUGUAAACCCAGAGCCGCUGCGGCAGACUGCACCAGCGCAGCUCAUUUCCGAGAUCGCACCGCAAGAGGCGCACGCUCCGCCUGCUGCAACUCAGGCAGGUGAACAAUCAUCACCUUCAUCUCCACCACAGGUCGCAGAACAAGAACCUGUGAAGCCAGAGCCAGCGCGGCAGCCUGCCCCAGUGCGGCUGAUUUCCGAGUUCGCUCCGCAAGAGGCGCACGCUCCGCCUGCUGCAUGUCAGGCUGGUGAACAAUCAUCACCUUCAUCUCCACCACAGGUCGCCGAACAAGAACCUGUGAAGCCAGAGCCAGCGCGGCAGCCUGCCCCAGUGCGGCUGAUUUCCGAGUUCGCAACGCAAGGGGCACACGCUCCACCUGCUGCAGCUCAGGCUGGUGAACAAUCAUCACCUUCAUCUCCACCACAGGUCGCCGAACAAGAACCUGUGAAGCCAGAGCCAGCGCGGCAGCCUGCACCAGCGCAGCUGAUUUCCGAGAUUGCGCCGCAAGCGGCGCACGCUUCGCCUGCUGCAGCCCAGGCAGAUGAACAAACGUCACCUUCGUCCCAGUUGCCGCCAUUUGAAGAAGAAGCUUCCGUGGAUCCAACGACUGUUGGAAAGGAAUCAGCUGCUCUUCCCAGCAACGCAAAGGUGAAGCUUGCGCAUGGCCUUGCGCAUAACUCUGCACACCUGGCAGACCGUUGCGCAUUGGAGGUCAUACCAUGGAGAGCUUUGGUGAAGGAGUGCAAGCUCUUGGGAAUUGAUGUCACGGGCGUCUAUGCCAAAUGCGAGGUCAUCAGGAGGCUGAUGGCAGUUCUUGAGACGGCAACUUUAGAGCAACCCAAGCACCAGGAGAAGGAGCACGACCUCGCGGAUGGCAAGCUGGAGGAGAAGCGGCACUUGCCCCAGCCAGUUGGUCCUCCUGUGGCGUUGUCCCCCUUUCCUUCCGAGAACUCUGAGCCUGGCCAGCCAGACACACCGCCAAGCCCGCACAACUGGCUGUUCGGUGACCGAGUUGUGGAGGAGACCGCUGGGCAGACUGCCGCUGGAGAAGAAAGCGAGGUAGUUGAAGAGAUUGUCCUGGAGGGACCAAACAGAACAUCAAGCGAGCCACCACAAGCGACGCCAGUUCACCCGGCAGUAGCUUCGACACGACCUCGCGCCUCGAUCUCGGAGCUUUUCCGGCUUCCACUUUCAGAAUUGCAAGCCAGAUGCGAAGCAGAGGGCAUUCCGGUUGCACCAGGAGAAGCAAAGGGCUUGCUAAUUUCUAAACUGAAGCAAGCCCUGUCCAAGACAGCAGCACAGGCGGCAGACUCUGCGAAGCAAGUGGCGGAGGCACAGCUUGACAGCCCGAAGAAGGCAACAGACAGCCAGCCUGAGGCAUUGACAAAGCCUGAGCCAUCGCGAAAGGCCGAACCAGAAGUUUUCCACAUAGGCUCUGACGAUGAGACAGACAACCACUCGGACGACUUCUUCCCUGAGUUUCCCACGUUCAGCACUAUACCUGGGGCAACCUCAGCUUCUUCAGAGGCUCUUCCCCAGGAACUGCCCACUGUGCUGCCCGAGCAGAGCCAACCAAACGCGGAAUUUGACAUCGGCGACUUGCAAGAGGACCUCGCCGACAUCCAUUCUGACCACACGCCGAAGGCCAGUGGCCGAGAUUGCUUUGACUGGUUCAACGACGAGGAGGAGGUUUUGCCAAAGUCAAAGUCUGCACCGGGGCAAGUGCAUGCCACAUCACCAGGCAGCGAAGCUUCGGAAAAGCCGUCAAACAGCUCAGAUCCACAGAUUGAUUUGCCAGAGCCUGCUGCGACUACGCCCCUUCAACACUUUGAAGAUGCGAAGGACCGAGGCGAUGGCAGCUCGAGCGACAGCCACAGGCUCAGAGAGGAUAGAAGGCCAACUUCUGCACCUCAUUUGGCUGCGCGAAGCCUCAGCCACUGCACACAAGUAACCUCAGGAGGAGAUGGUGCGAUGUUUGAUUUCGAUGACCUGGAUGACUUGGUCAAGGUAAAUCCGCUGGCAGCGGAUCCAGCCCCAGAGCCGACCAGACCAACGCCGGACCGGCCUGAAGAGUCGGAAGUGGAGCCAGAGCCAAAGGCGGCAGAGCCAAAGGCGCCAAAAGAAGAGGCCAGGCCAGAGCCGCCGGUGCAACCGGCGCCAGAGCAGGAAUCACCUCCGCGAGGCAACGAGAACCCGUUGCUGAAGUUCACAACCAAGGAACUGUUGGAGCUGGCAAGAUCUCGUGGUGUCGAUGUACGUGGCUGCGUGGAGAAAAGUGACAUUGUAGAUCGACUCACCCGCGCUCCCAGGGCCCCACAGCCCCCUGUGCAGCACAAGCCGCCUGUGCGGCAGAACACGCAGCCUAUGCAGACGCAGUCAGCAGGUGCUCCUUCAAAGGCUUCUGGCGCGCCGAUGCCACGCUUUGGGCGGAGUUACACCUGGCAGGGUGGGCAUGGGCACGCAAGCCAUGCAAGCCAGCCGCCGAGCCAGCCCCCUGUGAGCCAGUCAUCAACCACCGCGCCCCGCCGACCAGCAAAAGCGCAUGCGUCGAAGGCAGGCCGGCGCCAGCCGAAGGCACCAUCCCCGACGCCAGAGGCGCCGCGGUGGGAAAACCUGAGCAGCUGGAGUUCCAGGGUGCAGACAUGGUUUAAUCGCUACCCCGGCUUCACGGCCAUGCUUCCCCCAGAGGCAGAGAUGUGGACAGACCAGGAGUUGGAUGUGUAUUUCGGGAGUAACGGUGACAUUUGGCCUCGUGGGAAAAGGCCUGCAUGGUUUGGCAAAAGCGGCGGCGAGGAUGCAAAGCCUGCUUCAAAGCCUCAAGGUCCACGCACUUAUCCAGAUCUCAAGGUGCAUUUCCAGACGCUCGACUUGGCAGAGACGACGCCACCCGAGAUCAUCCGGCGGCACUAUCGUCGCUUGGCCCGGGACUGCCAUCCGGACAAGCACCCGGACAACGUGGAGGAGGCCACCCGCCGGUUUCAGCAGAUCACCGAGGCUUAUGAGGUCAUUGCCAAUCGGCUGAAGCUUUAGAUGCCCAAAAGAUCUGCUCGAAUCAGAGUGUGCGUAGGACCCUUGUAGCCCCGUGUGGCAGGGCAAAAGCCCCUCACUGGCGCCAUCUCCAGAGAGC